AAUAGAAUUUUCUCUUGGAAAAGAUAAAAGUAAAAUAUAUUGCUAUAUGCAAAGAAAAAAUUUGAUUAUAGCGGGAGAGGCAGUAUACAUGACCUCGUGACUCAUACUCAUACUACUGUAGACUGUAGACGUACAGACUGUAGAUAAACGGAGGUGGGGGACAAAUAAUGGUACAGAAUUCAUCAAUGAAUGAAAUUCAUGUUAAACAGGGGGGAGUUUCCUGAUAUAAACUCUGUACGAAGUAAACAUUAUGGCAGAUAAUUAUAUAAUAAAUGAUUUUGUACUUCUGCUUUAUUUAUUAAAGAAAUAAAGUAAUGUGGGAUAAACUUAUCAAACGUUAUGUUUGUGUAGCAAGUUAUGAGGUAACUUUCUGUACUUAAUGCAACUACUUGAAGUUAUAGUGAAUUUUCUAUUUGUCUAAUAUUCAAUUAUGGAACAAAUUAAUAAUAUUCUUCGCGAUGAUAAAUUAUAUAAGGCUGCUAUAGAAGCAUUACAUGGUUUACAAAGCAAUAGUAAUUAUUUAAAAUUAGUAACAAAAGAUAAUUCACAAGCAACAGCUGUUCGUAAAUUGUGUGAUACAAAAAAAUAUUUAAUCCGGUCUGGUAUUACACUUGAAAAAUUAGAUACUUUGUCAGUUAUACAUAUAGCAGGUACAAAAGGAAAGGGUUCCACUUGCGCAUAUACAGAAGCUAUUUUACGUGAACAUGGUUUUAAAACAGGAUUCUUUAGUUCUCCACAUUUAGUUAAUGCAAGAGAACGUAUAAGAAUAAGUGGGCAACCAAUAAGCAAAAUACAGUUUACUCAGAACUUUUGGAAAAUAUAUAAGAAACUGGAACAUACAAAAGAACAUGAAUCUGAUAUGCCUACAUAUUUUAAAUUUUUGACAAUUCUCAUGUUUAAUAUAUUUUUAGAUGAACAUGUUGAUGUUGCUAUAAUUGAAGUUGGAAUUGGAGGUUUAUAUGAUUGUACAAAUAUUGUAAGAAAUCCUGUAUGUGUAGGCAUAACUAGUUUAGGAUUAGAUCAUACUUCUUUACUGGGAAAUACUGUUGAAGACAUAGCUUAUCAAAAAUCUGGGAUUUUUAAAUCAGGAACUGUUGCUUUUUCUGUUCCACAAUUACCUCAAGCAAUGCGUAUAUUGGAAAAACGAGCAAUUGAAAGAAAUUGUAAGUUACGUGUUAUUCCAUCUUUUGAUGAAUAUAAGUGGGAAAAUCUUUCACCUAUUUUCCGAAUAAAAAAUAAAGUUCAACAACAAAAUGCAUCUAUAGCUAUUCAGAUGGCUACUGAAUGGCUACUGACUAGGAAUAAGGUUGUAUCUGUAUCUAUGGACAAGAUCGCAAUAGCAUUGACCUCUUGUAAAUGGCCAGGUCGAAUGCAAAUUUUAAGAAGUAGUAUUGGCGAUUUUUUUUUAGAUGGUGCACAUACCAUUGAAAGUAUUGAGUGCUGUAUUUCAUGGUUCAAUGAUGUAAGUAGUGGAAGUAAAGGAAAAAAAAUUCUAAUUUUUAAUACAUCUGGUACUCGAGAUCCAAUACAACUAUUAAUACCAUUAAGAUCUUUAUAUUUUUAUAAAGCAUAUUUUGUACCAAAUCUUGUAGGAAUUAAAAGUUUAGACAAUGAAAUGAAUAGCUCAUCGACAGAUGAGCAAAGAAUAAAAUGUGAAAUAAAUUCUAAAAUAUGGGGAAUGAAUUCAGUAGUUGCAAAUAAUGUUCUUGAAGUUUUAGAAGAUAUAAAAAAGAACUUUGAACAAAAAGAUAAUUGUGAAAGGUAUCAAAUACUUGUUACAGGAUCCUUACAUUUAAUAGGUGCAGUUCUUGCUAUUUUAGAUCCGAAUUUGACAAUGAAUACAGAAUUUUAAUAUGUAUUUUAAAAAUUUGGGAUUAUAUGGUAUAUUUACGAAAUAUAUAAUAAUGUUUUUAAAAAAGAAAAAAUUUAAAGAACAUUCUUUUUAUAUAAACAAUAGAAUUAUGUAUUUAAUAACUAUAUUAACAACUGUAUCAAUUCAUAAUAACACAGUAAUGAGAUAUUGCAUUGUUAUUCUGAUAAUAAUCAUAAAAUACUUAUUGAUACUUUUUUUAACAAUUCUUUUGUACUUCAGUAUAAAUAUAUUUUUCAUAAAACUAUAAAUAAUUGUAAAGUUAUUUGUACAUAUAACAAAUUAGUGCUACAUAUGUUUAUGGAGUGAACAACACAGAAAAUACAUGAUGUUAAAAUAAGAACUAGAGAAAAUGCUUAAAAUAUUUUGGUAUGAUAAUCUAAUUCUGAUUCUGCUUCCGUGUCAGACAAACUUAAGGAAACGCCAGUUCUUCGUCGCAGACGAUUUUCGUCAGGACUCUGAAACAUAUAAAAACAAGUUUUAGAUGAGACGAAAUGUUAUAUUUGAUUAAGGAGUGCCUAUCUGACUUCUGCUAAUAUUUAGUACUUGGUAUUAUCUAAAUUGUUGUUGACUAAAUGAUAAGAUAAAAUUUUAGAAGAGCUAUUACUUGAAAAGAUUAGAGAUCGAUACCUGAUCUAGAAUACCAGCAGUGGGUUCAGAGGCAUAUCCUACUUCUUGUGCAUCUUCUUCUAGAUCUGCCUCGUAUUCCUCUAAUUCAUCGGUAUCAGAAUCAAUUUCCAAAUCUACAUAUAUACUUCCUCUGGAGACUUUACACACCAUUUGAGCUAAGUCUGUGAAGGUAUAAGAAGAUACUGUUUGCUGGUUUGCCGCUUGGUGUUUUGCUCGUAAUGCACGGGCAUUUUCUCUAUCUGCAUUAAAACGUGGUAAAACCCCAGCUUUCAAUUGUACUUCAAAAUAAGUUUUUCCUGUAAAAAGUAUACUUCAUAUAAUCUACUUAUCUAUAAUACUUCUAUAGAAUGUAAUAUUUACCAUGUUGAUAUCCGACAUCUUUAAUCUCAUCAAAAUUAGCGAAUUGAAGAGUUUUAUAUUUAUCUAUUGGUGGCCUAAUAUAUUCGCAAUAAUCUGAGUUUUUAACUUCCUCCAAUUGCCGUACACAACUCACGUAUGCUAAUCUCGAUUGUAUGUCGGGCAAAUUCGGAACUUUGACAGGCGUUGCGAAAGGAUUCCAUCGUUUCCACAAUAACCACCAACCGGAUAAAGAAUCUCCAUAAUUUGUUAAAUCCGUAUCAUCUUGUGAUCCAACGUCAAUGGCCAAAAUAUGAUGUGCUCCUUGUCUCAACAUUUCGUCAGCUUGAACAAAGAGAUUAUAAAGCCACAUGCUGGAAAUUGAUUAUGACGUAUAAGUUAUUACAGCUAUGAUAUGAUAAACAAUACAGGUUUAAGAUACCUGGCACGUUAUUAACAUAACACCCAUCGACCAAAAGAUGCCCGUCAAGAGGGUCGCAAAUAGGAGGAAAGACCCCCGCAAUGGUCAUACUGGCUCGAAUGUAUCUCCAUAGCAAACCUGAGUUGACUUAGCUAUUCAGGAUUUGACAAAUGCAUCUUUUAUCAACGGGAGUGAGCUUUAUAUCAUUUUCAAGAUUAUAUUAUGCUUUAAGUUACAAUAAACCGUGUUCUGAGCUUAUAUCAAUGAAAAAGACUAAUAUAAUUUCAUCUAUUCAUUGAUACAAAGUUGCUUUUAAUGUCCAGGUAAUUUUAUAAAAUUAAAGAAAAAACUUAUAAACGUUUUCAUCUAAGAGCGUUUGUGCGUUCAACUUAAAGUAUUUUAUAGUAUAUAUGUCAAUAAAUUUCAUAGAGACACAUAACGCAAUUUUUUUGUAUCAUAUAAUGACAAAGUUAGACGCACUUUUUUAAUGUAACGCUCAAAUUACCUGGAAGGUUAUUGACGUACCCGCCGUCGAGCAGGAGAUGGCCGUCAACUGGGUCACACAUGGGUGGCAUAUAACCAGACAAAGACAUCGAAGCCCGAAUGUACCGCCACAGCGAUCCUAAACACGACGAAUUAAGUUCUUAAAUGUAUGUUUGUAUUUUUCUUUGAACUUCGUAUAUUCUUCUAUAAAAUACAUGAUUACUUCUAACGCAAGAAUCGAUAGCUUCAAAGCUGUUUGUUACCAGAAUUCAUAAAAAACAUCUCAAACGAGAAAUAAAGUUCGACAUUUGUCAAUAAACGAUAUAUAACGGAGAGUACGUCAUUACAGUGAUUAUCUAGAGAGCUCACUCCCGCUGUUCAAGCUUAUUUCUACGCAAUGCUCUACCGUAAUGCUUAUUUGAAUUUAAAAAAAUAGGUCUUUGAGUUAGAAAUAUAUUUAUAAGUUCUCUAUAAAUUUCACCAAAACAGCGAGAGAGUUUCCAGUUAGUUAAAUCCAAACCAUUUAAAUUUAUACUUUAAAUAUAUAUUAAAGAAAACUGGAAACUGUCAGUGUUUUAAUAAAUGUUAUACUACUUUCGUUUGUGUACAGACCGUGUGUAUGAGUGCGCAUACAAGAAUCAGUGAUGUCUGUGGUUAUUGUAAAAUAUGGUAACCAUAAAUCUUCUAUGUACGUAUCACCAAAUGUUGUUUGAAUUGUGCUAUUGAAGUCCUUUCCAGAAAACAUGGAUGUUACUGGAUAUGUUAAAUCCAUUAUUUGUCUCCACCAUUGUGUCAUUUUCUAUCAAAAAAAGUAUAUGUUCAUAUAAACAAAAAAUAAUAAAUUUUAUGAUAUAAUAUGA
Molecule: messenger RNA, 4600 nt
Organism: Bombus terrestris (buff-tailed bumblebee)
Lineage: Eukaryota; Metazoa; Arthropoda; Insecta; Hymenoptera; Apidae
Gene: Fpgs1
Product: folylpolyglutamate synthase, mitochondrial
Exons: 3
Coding region: 431-1852 (473 amino acids)
Biological process (GO): tetrahydrofolylpolyglutamate biosynthetic process
Cellular component (GO): cytoplasm; cytosol; mitochondrion
Molecular function (GO): tetrahydrofolylpolyglutamate synthase activity; ATP binding
Source: RefSeq, a predicted model, not a curated record